AUGGUGGAUCCCUAUGUCAUAGCGAUGUUCCGUCCUCCUCACUCUGUGCUACCCCUACCUCCAAUCGAUACCAAACAGGAGUUUGAUGAACGAAGCGAUAGAAGUCAUGUCCGAUCUCGACGAGUAAUUUCAACUCACAAUGAUUACACAAUUGGUCGGCUUUCUCGCUCUCGCAGUCGCAGCCCUCACCGCUUCCGUGAAGAUUUUUUGAUACGAGAUGAUCCUGGACUACAUCGCAGUAAAGCCGAAGACCCGAUCUCGUGGGAUGAUGAUCAACUAGGAGAGAGUACAACAGUCAUGUGGGAUCGUGUCGGUCAGCGAUUGACACCAUCACCUCGAUCUAUUCAACCACCCCCACCCUCACCACCUGGGAGGUCCCGAGAUUCAUCAGGGGGCAAUCCUUUCAUUCCCUCACCUGUACGUUUACCGCAGAAAUCAGAGCCCAGGGACCCUUACGCAUAUACAAGGAGGCACUGA
This is a messenger RNA of Perkinsus marinus ATCC 50983, 477 nucleotides long. RefSeq lists its product as hypothetical. The transcript has 3 exons. NCBI's taxonomy places the organism in Eukaryota, Perkinsozoa, Perkinsida, Perkinsidae. Bases 1 to 477 code for a protein of 158 amino acids. The record is from RefSeq and is a predicted model, not a curated record.